UUUUGUUUUUCGUUUUUUGUUUUUUGUUUUUUGUUUUUUUGUUUGUUUUUUUUUUUUUUUGUUUUUUUGGUUUCUUUUCUCUCUUUUUCAUGUAUAUAAAAUGCUUUAAUUCUUAGGCAGAAUAGUCAUCUGUCCUUGUACUUGUUUGGGAUGCUGGAAUUUAUCAUCUAUUGCUCCUGCUUGCAUGUAUAAAAUGAAUGACAACGACGUUGAAACAAAAAUUUACAAAAAGUGACAAACUAGAAGGGCUUUAUUGUAAUUUUACUAACUAAUUUAAGUCAUAUUAGUUGGUGGUGGCGCAGUCAUUCUUGACUUUGUGAUUUUCAAGUACCGCUGGUAGCAUGUGAGAAACAGAUAGAUAUUUUGCUACUCUGGCAAAAAAUUAAAAAGAAAGACUUAUUCUAUCAACCAGACUCUAAUUCAUCAAAUUGUUUGUAUUGGAUUAGCUUAAAUAAUUGAUUUGAUUCUGUAAGAAAUACUCACAAACAUGAUAUGGACGUAUAGUUUUGUGCAUAAUGAUAUAGGCAGAUUAGUUCUGAAGUAGUAGGAAGAAACUUUACACUGGUUUUGGGAGCAUGAAAAAGAGGUAUUCUUGUAAGCUGCAGCCUAUUUCCUCAAUUGCAGGAGCUGACAUUCUGAAAUUUGUCUUUGGUCAAGUAUAAUAAUUGUACUAAAAGAGGGCAUCUUAAUGGAAGAGAAUUCUGGAGUUGUGAGGAUCCCAGUGGGGAAUUUAGAGAUAAUUAACGAGAAGGAAUUACUAACCAAGAAGGAUGUUAAUUUUGUCAUCACCAAUAGUAGUAGUGGAAAUUCUUCAAAGGAUUUGAGAGCAAAAGCUAAGCAAAUUUUUAAUCCAUGGGGACCGUACCUUCCAAUGUGGAAAAAUAUUUUUUUGGUCUCAUGUCUGAUCGCAAUCUCAAUAGAUCCUCUAUUCCUUUACAUUCCCUAUAUAAAUGAGAAAACCAAGUGCAUUCAAAUGGAUCAAAAAUUGAAGAUUGUAGCACUUGUCUUGCGAUGUAUCACGGAUAUCUCGUACCUUAUCUAUAUGAUUAUUCAUAUGCUCAAUGGAUUUGAAAGAAAGGCCACCAGGGCACUGGAAAUGACUAAAAAAAGUGGGUUGAUUGGAAAAGCAAAGCCAAUGUUUUGGAUGAUUCCCUGGUCGUUCAUACUUAUCGAUAUCCUGGCUAUUCUUCCGAUCCCACAGGUGAUAAUUUUAGUAUUCUUUACCAAACUGAGGGGCUCAAGAUAUUCAAAUUUAAGGAAGUUUCUUAACUUCCUUGUUCUGUUCCAAUAUGUGCCAAGGAUUAUUCGUAUCUACCAUUUGUGUAAGAAACUUGGAAGGACUCCAAGCUCAAUUACUGGAGUUGUUUGGGUCAGAGGUGCAUUCAAUUUAUUUCUCUACAUUAUUGCCAGUCAUGCACUUGGAGCCUUGUGGUACUUCUUUUCUAUAGAACGUGAGGCGGCAUGCUGGCGAAAAGCCUGUAAAAAUUAUGCUGGAUGUGAUGCUACGACUACUUUUGAUUGUAAUGAAAACAGCUCAAGGAAUCUGACCAUUCUGAAUGAGUUUUGUCCUAUAAAUCCACCAAAUGCAACAGUCUUCGAUUUUGGAAUAUAUCUUGAUGUUCUUCAGUCUGGUAUUCAUGUCUCAACAGAUUUCCCAAAAAAAUUCCUUCAAUGCUUUUGGUGGGGUCUGAGAAAUCUAAGUUCCUUUGGUCAAAACCUCAAAACAAGUACCAAUGUUUGGGAAACCUUCUUUGCCGCUCUUAUUUCAAUCAUUGGCUUGCUUCUGUUUUUGUAUCUUAUAGGAAAUCUGCAGACAUACAUGCAAUUGGCAACUACAAGAUCGGAGGAGAUCAGACAGAAAUUGAAGACAAAAGAACCAGAAAUAGAUCUGUGGAUAUCCAGCAAUGGCCUCCCUCAGAAUAAGAGGUCAGCGGUUAUGCAACAGAUUCUCUCCACAUUGGAACAUGACAAAGAUGUCGAUGUGGAAAAUCUUCUCCACUUUCUUCCUUUGGAUCACAAAGAGAUUACAAAGGGCAACCUCACCUUGGAUGAGAUACAAAAGACAUAUAUGAAGUUGGCAGCCACACGAUCAGAGGAGAAAAGACAGCAGACCAAAAUGAAAGAAAGAAAUGCGGAGUUGUGGAUAUUGAGAAACAACAUUCCUGAGGAUUUAAAGCCAAUAAUCAUGAGGCAUAUACGAUAUAGAUUGCAAGACAACAAAGGAGUUGAUGUAGAGAGUCUGCUGUCUAUACUCCCUAUGGAACAUAGAACCAUUCUCAAGGAAAACCUAUGCUUGCCUAUGUUAAAGAAAGUGCCAAUGCUUCAAAAUAUGGAAGAGAAAGUGUUUGAACAAUUUAUAAACUAUCUGAAGCCAGUGGUGUACACUGAAAACAGCUAUAUUAUCAGAGAUGGAGAACCACUAGAUUUGAUGCUUUUCAUCACCCAAGGCAUUGUAUGGACCUUCCCUACUGGUAGAGGCGGAGGAACUACCGAUGGUUCCAAAACCACAAAUUGUCUUCAAAAAGGAGAUUUUUUUGGGGAGGAGCUUCUGAAUUGGACAUUGAAAUUUACCUCCCUUAAUGACAUUCCCAUCUCCACCACAAAUGUCAAAUGCCACACCAAAGUCGAAGCUUUUGUUCUUAUGGCCAACGACUCAAAGAAUUUAGUCAGUACUUUCUGGUGGCUAUUCAGAAAGCAGCUCCAUCAUUCAACUGAAUCUGAGUUGAAGCGAUUGGAGCCAUUGGCACUUUCUGCUGUAAAAGAAGCCCGGCGUCGCAAUCAAAGCAAGAAGCCAAAAGAUUCUAGUUCGUUGAUUGAGGGUGAAAACAGCUCGAAAAGGGGUGGCAGCUUGCAAAGUAUGGGUACUACAUUUUAGGCCCUACUACUUACCACCAAUUCACUCUUGGUAUAGUUUCUGAAACACAUGGUUUGAGAAAAGUUAUAAAUUAAGCUAAGGUGUCUUAGGAAUAAAAAUUCUUUCCUUAAUUAUGAAAUUGAGCUUCUUUGAGUUUGUAUGGUAUUUUUUUGUGAAGAAAAAUAUUAACAAUGAGGUUUCCCAUUCAUAUA
Molecule: messenger RNA, 3066 nt
Organism: Ziziphus jujuba (common jujube)
Lineage: Eukaryota; Viridiplantae; Streptophyta; Magnoliopsida; Rosales; Rhamnaceae
Product: cyclic nucleotide-gated ion channel 1-like
Exons: 8
Coding region: 689-2875 (728 amino acids)
Biological process (GO): transmembrane transport; monoatomic ion transport
Cellular component (GO): membrane
Molecular function (GO): monoatomic ion channel activity
Source: RefSeq, a predicted model, not a curated record